Achroia grisella is the source of this 757-nucleotide messenger RNA. RefSeq lists its product as uncharacterized. The transcript is spliced from 4 exons. The record is from RefSeq and is a predicted model, not a curated record. Gene Ontology annotation, molecular function: carbohydrate binding. Bases 202 to 756 code for a protein of 184 amino acids. NCBI's taxonomy places the organism in Eukaryota, Metazoa, Arthropoda, Insecta, Lepidoptera, Pyralidae.
GUUGAGUGUAAACGCCACUACGCGCAUAUUACGAGUUGCUGUUAUUUCCAAGACGUGCCUACUAGCAGCAACCAGCAUAUUUGUUUUCAAGAUUACGUCAUUACAUCGUCUUGAACACAAGGCUCAAUACGAAAUUCCAAAUCCUUCCAUCAGUUUACAAACACCAGUUGAGUUAUAAAGUUUAGUGCCUUAAAAUAGAAGAUGAUAAAAGCGUGUUGUGACUGCUUAUUCGGGUCUCCAAACGAGCAACAAUAUAAUGAACAUACUACUAGUAUACAAUUAAACUCUGUAAAUCGACAAGUGCCACCCUGGCCAAAGCCACGAUCACAGUCGGAAACAAUGUUCUUAAUACCUAAAGAACUAAAUCCAGAAGAUGAAGUCUCAAUUCAAGGAACAGUAACAAGCAAUCCUAACAGACUAACAUUCAGUGUAACAAUGGAAAAUGGUGACUAUUAUCAAUUAGAAAUGAAUUUUGUUGAAAAUAGACUGUUUAUAAGAAAAAUGGAACAAAAUUAUACUGAGGAUAUUAAUGGAAGACAUGAAAAUAUGCAAGCAACUGAUUUAAUUACAGGAUCCCAGUUCAACUUGGGUUUCACUUGUGGAGAAAAAAAUGGGAUUGGGUACUAUAUAAAAAUAAAAUACGAUGGAUAUUCUCUGGAGGAGUUUGAAAUAAGCAACAGUUGUGAUAAAAUCCGAUAUGUAAGCCUAGAUGGUGAUAUCGAAAGAGUGAAUAAAUUAGAAUUUAUGUUCUCAUAAU